Messenger RNA from Euleptes europaea (tarantolino), 1278 nucleotides. It is a transcript of the gene SNAP47, whose product is annotated as synaptosome associated protein 47. Lineage: Eukaryota; Metazoa; Chordata; Lepidosauria; Squamata; Sphaerodactylidae. The coding region runs from base 10 to 1278 and encodes 422 amino acids. Gene Ontology annotation, biological process: synaptic vesicle fusion to presynaptic active zone membrane; exocytosis; synaptic vesicle priming. Gene Ontology annotation, molecular function: syntaxin binding; SNAP receptor activity. The transcript has 4 exons. Gene Ontology annotation, cellular component: plasma membrane; SNARE complex. The record is from RefSeq and is a predicted model, not a curated record.
AGUGGCCUGAUGAAUGAGGACAUCCGUAUCCACACGUGGCCCUGUUCUUACUAUGUCAGCUCUGAGAAACGAUGGAUUUCUGGCAAACUCUCUCUGACACCCGUUUCAGUCAGAUUUACAGCUGACAAAUCCGGAGAGCUCCUGGUCAGCUUCCACCUUUCCAGCAUCAGUGAAAUCAAGAAGGAAUCUUCCAACUUCAUCUUCAGUUCCCUCACGAUUUUGGAGAAGGAUGCCAAGCAUUGGUUCAGUUCCCUUCAGCCCAACCGAAAUGUUGUCUUCAAUGUCCUCGAACACUUUUGGAGGGAGCAGCUCCUCUCCUCUGAGGGGUCAGGAGCUCCGGCUCCCCCUUCCCAGACAUCCAAAGGGAAGGAGAUCACCGGCUUGCUGACAGGAUCUCAGAAACGCCUGGAGGACACUGCGAAAGUGCUGGAGCACCAAGGCGAGCAGUUUGAUAACAUGAUGAAGGGACUGAACAAGAUUGAAUCAGAGAUGGAUGUAGCAGACAGGUUAUUGUCGGAACUUGAAUCGCCACCUUGGUGGCCUUUUGGUGGCAAACUAUUGAAGGGCCCAUUAGACACAAAGCCAAAAGAAACACACUUGGUCACGGAUUCCAGAAACAAGGAUGGUGUAAUAUUGCGCAUCCCAGUUAUUAUCACAGAAAGGACCGAUUCUAAUGUCAAACCUGGCAAACUCACCUUCCUAGCUUCUGGCCUGGAGAUCAGCGACUCCAAUUCUCAGCUCCUUCACCGGUUUGACAAGAAGGACGUUGAUGACGUCAAAAUUCACACGCCGUACGAAAUCAGCAUCCGCCAGAGGUUCAUCGGGAAGCCAGACAUCAGCUAUCGGCUGCUGUCAGCGAAGAUGCCGGAAGCCAUCCCUGUCUUAGAGGUGCAGUUCAGCAAGAAAAUACAGUUCCUGGAGGAUGCUCUGGGGCUCGUUGGAGCACGGAAGACGCCUCAGGAGGAGGCCGGCUGUUCCAUGUGGCAAGCAGCAACAGGUCUCAUAGGAAGUGUGAUGCAAGCCGGAUCGAUGCCAUCGUCCUCUCGGGGAGCAGGCGGAGGGAGCCAGCAGGCUCAGCUGCAGAAGCAAGAAGAGGUUGUUUCUGAAUCUGAGGCUCAAGAGCUGAGACGGAUCCUGCGGAAACUCAAGAGCCUGGCCCUGGAAACGGAGACAGAACUGGAAAGGCAGGAUGAAGCCCUUGAUGUCAUUACCUCUUCCGUCGAUCGAGCCACUAUGAACAUCGAUAAGCAGAACCGUAGAAUGAAGAAACUAACGUAA